Messenger RNA from Ramularia collo-cygni, 1242 nucleotides. RefSeq lists its product as uncharacterized. Bases 1 to 1242 code for a protein of 413 amino acids. Lineage: Eukaryota; Fungi; Ascomycota; Dothideomycetes; Mycosphaerellales; Mycosphaerellaceae. The record is from RefSeq and is a predicted model, not a curated record. Gene Ontology annotation, biological process: lipid metabolic process. The transcript has a single exon.
AUGGCGUUCGAGAUACCCACAACUCUUGUAUCCUUGGACCUUCGUGCACCAUUAUACAUGGCACUCCAGACGAUCAUCGCAGCCACCCUGAUAUGCUCUACCCCUAGAGAUUCCAUCCUCAGAGUCGCAUCGCUUCCUUUGUUCAUCUAUCUGAUGCUACAGUCCUGGGAAGCGGCCGCAGCAUUCACUGGACAAGGAGUUCUCUAUUCGUUUUGGUGGGUUGGUCCUUACGCCAACAUCUUCCACUGUAUGAACAAUAUGGUCCUCCACCCACUCGAUAGCGACGACAUUCACCUCGAAAUGCGAAAGUGGGAGAAGAAGCCCUUGAAACCUGCCGGAGCCAGUUUACUGAAUCGAAUCAUCUUCACCACGGCAACGCUUUUCAGCUACAGAGGCAUCAACACAACGUGGCAGAUCGGUUACGUUCCAGAAUUCCCAGGAAAUGUAAUUCCAACCCGUGCGAGAUUCCUCUUUCGCCAAUGCUGGAUGAUUGCACUCCAAUAUCUGAUCAUGGAUGUACUCGCGAGCUCUCCGCCACCCGCGGAUGUUGUCGAAAGUUGGGCCAACGGGAAAGAAUGGCUGUGGCUUUCCCUGAAUCCUCAUCGCGUCACGACGGGUGACCUCUUCAAUCGCCUGGUUGGGUGUACGAUGAAUUGGUUCAUUGUUGGCAGGGUCAUGAAUGAUAUCUGGUACAGGGUGUUUUCGGUCAUUUUUGUCGGACUGGGUCUCAGCCAGCCGAAGCAAUGGCCGCCGCUCUACGGAAACUAUGCGGAUACCUUUACACUACGUCGGUACUUUGGAAGAUUCUGGCACCAGACGGUCCGGUGGCCCUUUCUGGGCGUUGCAACUUACAUAAGCCGAAGAGUGCUUGGAAUGACCAAAGGGGUUGCCGAUCAACAUACAAGAAACUUCAUCGUGUUUUUCUUGUCCGGAACCUUGCAUUCGAUUCUUUACGUUGCCUUUGGAGGUUCAUGGAACCCAGCGGCUGGACUGAUUUCAUUUUGCUCUUUCCCGCUCGGCAUCAUGUUUGAGGAUGCUGUACAAUCUGUUUGGCGAAGAUCGAUGGGCAGGAGUGACUCCAACAAGGUGUGGUUCAUGGAGAGAGCGGUGGGCCAUGUCUGGGUGGUGAUCUUCUUAUCACUUGUGUCACCCAUCUUCAACUACCCUCUGCAGCGGAUCGAAGGCAAUCCAACAUAUCUGGUGCCUUGGAGUGUUGUACACAACAUAAAAGAGUUUAUAUAG